AUGACACCUUUACAUUUCAGCUACUACUCAGCCUUUAUUGUCAGUAUCACAGGCCUCUCGUUACACCAAACUCACCUAAUUUCAACCCUACUAUGCCUCGAAAGUAUAAUACUAUCACUUUAUAUUGCACUAUCAAUAUGACCUAUUCAACUACAAACCUCAUCAUUUAUGCUAACCCCCAUGUUAAUAUUAUCCUUCUCAGCCUGCGAAGCUGGCAUAGGACUCUCAUUACUUGUAGCAUCUUCACGAACUCACGGCUCAGACCGCCUACAGAACUUAAACCUUCUACAGUGCUAA
This is a messenger RNA of Trachemys scripta elegans, 297 nucleotides long. The record is from the annotation of a RefSeq genome assembly. NCBI's taxonomy places the organism in Eukaryota, Metazoa, Chordata, Testudines, Emydidae.